Messenger RNA from Eutrema salsugineum, 1483 nucleotides. Its product is annotated as NAC domain-containing protein 46. The transcript has 3 exons. The record is from RefSeq and is a predicted model, not a curated record. Gene Ontology annotation, biological process: regulation of DNA-templated transcription. Gene Ontology annotation, molecular function: DNA binding. NCBI's taxonomy places the organism in Eukaryota, Viridiplantae, Streptophyta, Magnoliopsida, Brassicales, Brassicaceae. Bases 209 to 1195 code for a protein of 328 amino acids.
UUCAUCCUCAAAUUUCUCCAACCUUUGCUUCUCUUUGUUUCUUUCUUCAACCUCUUUCUUUCUUCUUCACCGCCGACGUGUGCCUGUAAUAAACACAUAUACCUCGAUCGAUCCUCCUCCUCCUCAAAAAAUUUCCUGUUUUUUUUUCUUGAAAUCUAUCAAGAAUUUUCUUCAGCUUUCUUUUUCUUGAUUAAUAAAACGUAUAUAGAUGGUGGAAGAAGGAGGAGUAGUUGUGAAUCAAGGAGGAGAUCAGGAGGUGGUUGAUUUGCCUCCGGGGUUUCGGUUUCAUCCAACUGAUGAAGAGAUCAUAACUCACUACCUUAAAGAAAAGGUCUUCAACGUCCGAUUCACCGCGGCUGCAAUUGGUCAAGCCGACCUCAACAAGAACGAGCCUUGGGAUCUACCAAAGAUUGCAAAGAUGGGGGAGAAGGAGUUUUACUUCUUUUGUCAGAGGGAUAGGAAGUACCCGACCGGGAUGAGGACGAACCGUGCCACCGCGUCCGGUUAUUGGAAGGCGACCGGGAAGGACAAGGAGAUCUUUAGAGGCAAAGGUUGUCUUGUUGGGAUGAAGAAAACACUUGUGUUCUAUAGAGGAAGAGCUCCAAAAGGUGAAAAGACCAAUUGGGUUAUGCAUGAGUAUCGUCUUGAUGGCAAAUAUUCUUAUCACAAUCUCCCUAAAUCCGCAAGGGAUGAAUGGGUGGUGAGUAGGGUUUUUCACAAGAAUGCUCCUCCUCCUACGACAACUUCUACAAAUCAACUCAUAAGGAUUGAUUCUCUUGAAAACAUUGAUCAUCUCUUAAACUUCUCAUCUCUCCCUCCUCUCAUCGAUCCGGGUUUCUUGGGUCAACCCGGCCCAAGCUUCUCCGGUGCCGGCCAACAACACGACCUCAAACCCAUUCUCCAUCACCCUACAACCGGCCCGAUCGACAACACUUACCUCUCUGGCCAAUCCCUAAUCACUUACCCUUACCACUCGGUCCAAAAUAAUAACAAUGGAAUGAUCAAGUUGGAGCAUUCUCUUGUGAGUGUGUCUCAAGAAACCGGUUUAAGUUCCGAUGUGAACACAACUGCGACGCAGGAGAUAUCUUCGUAUCAAAAGAUGGUGUAUCCCGCGGCCAAUGCGGUGAUGAUGGAUGGUAAGAAGACGUCGUAUGAUGAUCUUGAUGACUUGGGGAUCUUUUGGGACGACUACUAACUAAUUUGAAGGUUAUUAUCUUAUUAAUUGUGGAUCUGUGAGAGUGGCAUUGAUUACUUUGUAUAUAUCCAUAAGCAUAUUAGGUUUUCUAAGGCAAAUGAACUCUAGUUAGACGAUUGUUUAGACUUUACGUAGUUUUUAGUUUGGGAGAAAAGGCUUGGUACGUAAUUUCAAUUAUUUUUCUUUGUGAUUAACUUGUACAUAUAUAUAAUUCGUAUGAUUAAUUCAUUUCAAGUAAUAUGUAAUGUAAAGUUUAUACGUUUUAAUGUAACGUCUGAAAAAAUGAUA